UAACUCUAACAAAUUCAACAAGAUUCAUUGCAAAACAGUCUUUUCACACACUUAUCAAAGAUGUCAAGCCCUGGCAAUUUUUUCAACCAUCUAUUUCACCGGCAGAAAAAGACCGAGAAGCCGGCAACCCAAUUAAGGCACAAAGAGACCCAAAAGAAUCCCAUUACCGAUACUUUCCAGCCACUCCCUCACAGGCCUGCAGACCAGCUUAUUCAGUCAACACAGACCUCGCGGCCCCGAGACUUAUGGCAAGCUGCUUAUGACCAGCUUGAUAAAUCGCAGCGGCAUGUUUUGUCAAUAAACAAGAAGCUGAUCAAGCCAGGUACUGAGAAUAAUAUUCUGGGAAACUCAAUCGAUCAAGUUAUCCAAAUAACAAAGGAGGAGUAUGAAAAGUAUCACCAGACAGCAGAUGGAAACUUUCACAAGGCUUCACGGAAAAUUAUUAAUGCAGCACUUUCAUUUAAAGAUAUUAUAGGUGCAGUGGCUGCACUCGACCCGACGCAGCAUGCAGCUAGUGUCUGGAAUAUUGUCUCACUUGGUCUGACAAUGGCGAAAAGCUACUCCGCAUCUCGCGAAGCCUUGUUUGAAUCAUCGGAGUACCUGGCGGAAAUCCUUACCUACGGAGCUUUUAUUGAAAAGAACUUCUACGAGAAUAGAAACACCGUUACAAGCAGUUGUCCUGUUGAAGAGGCACUAAUCAAACUGUAUAAAGCUAUUUUAUGCUAUACAGCCCAGAUACAGAAAAUACAUGACGCGAGUAUUGGACAGAAGAUAUUCAACACAGUGACGAAUAAUCUUCAGAGAUCACUCACCAUACUUCAGGCUGUGGCCGAGGCUGAGAAGAUCAAGUUGAAUCAAUGGAUAUCAUUGGAUCACUACCUUCGCCAUGAACAGGAUGCAAGUAAUAUCCUACACAGGAUUAAUGGAUUAGCCGAUUCUACAAAUCAGCUUCUUGCACAAUCUUAUCUCGACAAAUUAAGUUUCGCGGAAGGAGCAUCUUUUGACUCUUUUAUAAAUCAGCAUGAGGAUUUUUGUCUUCCAGAUACCAGAACAGGUCUUCUUGAUGAGGUUUCGAUGUGGGCCCGAUCAAAAGGUUCAUUUAUCUUCUGGUUGAAUGGAAUGGCGGGGACUGGGAAAUCUACAAUUGCACGGACUGUUGCUCGCUUUUUUCAAGAACAAGGACUACUUGGUGCUACAUUCUUUUUCAAGCGAGGCGAAGCCGACCGUGGUAACUCCAAACGUUUCAUAUCAACUGUUACAAAACAACUAGUGAAUGAAUAUCCAGAACUGAAGAAGGAGGUCCUGCAUGCUGUGGAGAAUAAUCCAGAGAUCAUGACGAAAUCCCUGAAUAUUCAGUUUGAAAAGCUUUUUUAUCAACCACUUACAAAACUGCAACCUCACCCAACUCCAACAAUCAUAAUCGUUGUUGAUGCCUUGGACGAAUGUGAUGGAGAGAGUGAUUCGCAACUUAUACUUCACCUCUUGUUUAAGAUGCAGGAUAUCAAAUCUGUACAUCUUCGAGUGUUUCUGACCAGUCGACCUGAAUUUCCAAUUCGUCAUGGCUUCAACAAUCACCAGGAUUAUCGUGAUCUGAUUCUUCAUGAGCUGCCUAAGCCUAUGAUCGAACAUGAUAUUCGCGUGUUUCUGGAAUAUAAACUCUCGAAGAUACAGCAUGAUUGCUCUCUUCCGCCGAAUUGGCCGGGAAAUGAUAAGAGAGAAGAGCUAGCGCAAAUGGCUGUCCCGUUAUUUAUCUUUGCGGCCACAGCGUGUCGGUUUAUACAAGAAGGGAAACAUCCGGAUCGGCGGCUCAAAAAGUUCCUCGAAUUUAAAGGCACAGGCAAAGGCCAGAUGGACACGAUCUAUUUGCCCAUCCUAUAUAAUUUUCUGGGCAAUGACAAGGAGGAGUUACAGGACCUUCUCAGAGACUUUCACACUAUCGUCGGUGCUAUCAUUCUUCUUUCUGACCCACUCUCGAUUCAGUCUCUAGCCUCUCUUCUGGAACUGGAAACACAAUAUAUCAGCGAAGUAUUGCAGUCUUUACAUUCGGUCCUCCAUAUACCAAGCGAUCAUGAGGCACCAGUUCGCAUUUUACACCUUUCAUUCCGAGAUUACCUCCUGGCUACACGGAGCCGAUUUCAUAUCAAUACGCAAAAGACACAUGAGAACAUAGCAUUGCAUUGUCUCAGAGUAAUGAAUGUUCGGCUUGAAGACAAUAUUUGCAAACUACCAAGUUAUGGAACACAGUAUAAGGAUGUUGAGCCUCAGAUUAUCGACAAGUAUAUUACAGCUGAUCUGAAAUACGCCUGUCGCUACUGGGUUCAUCAUCUUGAACAGAGCAAAGGUCAGAUCAUAGACUAUAAUAUUCUCUCUUUUCUUCAGAAGCACUUUCUUCACUGGUUGGAGGUACUAGCUCUGAUUGGAGAGAUAUCAGAAGCAAUUGUAUCAAUAGAUAUAUUAAAGUUGCGAAUAUGUACACAGGUUGGCCCUGAGUUAUCAGAUUUUUUAUAUGACGCAGGGAGAUUUACUCGUCAAAAUAGUUAUAUGGCAGGAAUAGCUCCACUACAGCUCUACCGCGCUGGUCUUAUAUUUGCACCGACGAACAGCAUCAUAAAGCAAAUAUUCUACAGCAAAGUCAAAGAUCAACUGGCAGUUAAAAUAGCAGUGGAAAGCUCCUGGAGCCCAAGUCUGCAGACAUUGGAAGGCCAUUCCAGUUUUGUUCACUCGGUGGCCUUCGCGCCGGACGGCCGCACACUGGCGUCGGGCUCGGACGAUAAUACUGUUAAGCUCUGGGACACAGCUACAGGCAUCGAGCGUCGCACGCUGACCGGCCAUUCUAAUUCGGUGUUCUCAGUAGUCGUCUCACCGGAUGGCCGUACACUGGCAUCAGGUUCGGGGGAUGAUACUAUCAAGCUUUGGAACACAGCUACAGGUAUUGAGCAGCAUACACUUACCGGCCAUUCCAGUUCAGUUUCUUCUGUAGCCUUCUCACCGGAUGGCCGGACGCUGGCGUCAGGCUCACAUGAUAAUACGGUUAAGCUCUGGAACACAGUUGCAGGUGUUGAGCAGCGCACAUUAACCGGCCAUUCUAAUCUAGUUUUCUCGGUAGUCUUCUCACCUAACGGUCGCAUACUGGCGUCGGGCUCGUGGGACAAUACUAUCAAGCUCUGGAAUAUAGCCACGGGUGUUGAGCAGCAUACACUGACCGGCUAUUCUGAAUUAAUAUUUUCAGUAGCCUUCUCGCCGGAUGGCCGGACGCUGGCGUCAGGCUCGGACGAUAACACCGUCAAGCUUUGGGAUACGGAUACAGGUAUUGAGAAGUGCACGCUGACCGGCCAUUCUAAUUUAAUCAGAUCAGUAGCCUUCUCACCGAACAGCCGCAUGGUGGCAUCGGGCUCGGAAGAUAAUACCGUCAAGCUAUGGGAUACAGAUACGGGCGUUGAGCAAGGCACGCUGACCGGCCAUUCUGAUUUCAUCAGAUCGGUAGCCUUCUCGCCGGACGGCUGUAUGCUGGUAUCAGGCUCAAACGACAGUACUGUCAAGCUCUGGGAUAUCACUGCAGGUGCUGAGCAACGCACACUGAUCGGUCAUUCUGAUUGGGUCAGAUCAAUGGCCUUCUCACAAGACGGCUGUAUACUAGCGUCGGGCUCGGAUGAUAAUACUGUCAAGCUCUGGGACACGGCCACGGGUGCUGAGCAGCGCACGUUGACCGGCCACUCUAGUCUAGUCUUCUCAGUGGCCUUCUCGCUGGAUGGCCGUACACUGGCGUCUGGCUCGGGGGACAAUACUAUCAAGCUCUGGAAUACAGCCACAGGCGUUAAGCAGCACACACUGACCGGCCAUUCUAAUUUUAUCAGAUCAGUAGCCUUCUCACCAGACAGCCGAACACUGGCGUCAGGCUCAGACGAUAAUACUAUCAAGAUCUGGAAUACAGCUACAGGUAUCGAGCAGCGCACACUGACCGGCCAUUCUAGUUCAGUCUUCUCGGUGGUCUUCUCACCGGAUGGCUAUAUACUAGCGUCAAGCUCAGGGGACAAUACUAUCAAGCUCUGGAAUACAGCCACGGGUAUUGAGCAGCGUAUACUGACCGGUCAUUCUAAUUUAAUUAGAUCAGUAGUCUUCUCGCCGGACAGCCGGAUGCUGGCAUCGGGCUCGGACGAUAAUACUGUUAAGCUCUGGAAUACAACUGCAGGCGUCGAGCAGCGCACGCUGACCGGCCAUUCUAAAUUAGUCACCUCAGUGGCCUUCUCGCCGGACGGCCGGACACUGGUGUCGGGCUCGUGGGACGACACUAUUAAACUCUGGGACACGGCCACGGGCGUAGAACAGCGCACACUGACCGGCCAUUCCAGCUCUGUCAAUUCAAUGUUGAACCAAUCCAGUACCAGUUAUUCUAUAUCUGUCACCGACUCUUGGGUUUUUUUACGAGGUGACAGGGCCUUAUGGCUUCCUGCUGAAUAUCGUCCUUUUCGAUGUUUUGCGGUUAAGGAUACUGUACUUUCUCUUGGGUUAGCAAAUGGGCGUGUCACGAUCAUAGGGUUUGACAUACUAUGAAAAACUAUUUUCCUACUUUCUUACAGUCUUUAACUUUCAAUCACUGUAUGAAAGAAGGGCCUGGGGUGUGCAACGUCUGUAUCAUUAUCCUGUCUACAACGGACCGGCUUGUGUUCUCUAGAUUAUGUGGUAACCACGACCAUAUUUCCGUG
This is a messenger RNA of Aspergillus aculeatus ATCC 16872, 4703 nucleotides long. RefSeq lists its product as uncharacterized. The record is from RefSeq and is a predicted model, not a curated record. Gene Ontology annotation, molecular function: protein binding. Gene Ontology annotation, cellular component: nucleus; transcription repressor complex. Bases 61 to 4551 code for a protein of 1496 amino acids. Gene Ontology annotation, biological process: negative regulation of transcription by RNA polymerase II. The transcript has 3 exons. NCBI's taxonomy places the organism in Eukaryota, Fungi, Ascomycota, Eurotiomycetes, Eurotiales, Aspergillaceae.